Molecule: messenger RNA, 2898 nt
Organism: Penicillium digitatum Pd1
Lineage: Eukaryota; Fungi; Ascomycota; Eurotiomycetes; Eurotiales; Aspergillaceae
Product: glycoside hydrolase family 55 protein
Molecular function (GO): polygalacturonase activity
Source: RefSeq, a predicted model, not a curated record
AUGGCCGUUUUACAGACAUCCCUCGCGAUCUUUAUCGCUCACAUCAUCCUUUUACUCGGAUUGCCAGCCUCUUUGGUCGCAGCUGCGCCAGUCGCCGUUCCCAUCUCUCCGGUUAAUAACGUGUUGGUUGCUACUGAAAAGAGAUCCGCCUCGAGCUACUGGGUCGCCAAUGUUGAGCGCCAGGGUAUUGUGCCCUUUGCCAAGAGUCCAGACUAUAAGAUUUUCCGAAAUGUGAAGGACUAUGGCGCCAAGGGUGAUGGCUCCACUGACGACACCGUGGCUAUCAACGAGGCGAUUUCUUCUGGAGGCCGUUGUGGUAAAGGCUGUGAUUCCUCCACCACCACUCCUGCUAUUGUAUACUUCCCGCCUGGUACCUAUGUUGUCUCAAAGCCCAUUGUCCAGUACUACUACACCCAGAUCGUCGGUGAUGCUGUCGAUUUGCCUAUCAUCAAGGCCUCCGCCAAGUUCGCCGGCAUGGCUGUGAUUGACUCUGAUCCCUACGAGGAUAACGGCGACAAUUGGUUCACCAAUCAGAACAACUUCUUCCGCGCCAUUCGCAACUUGGUCAUUGAUUUGACCAGCGUCCCCGCUGGCUCCGGUGCCGGUAUUCAUUGGCAGGUCGGCCAGGCCACUAGCUUGCAGAACAUUCGUUUCGAGAUGGUUAAGGGUGGUGGUGAAGCCAACAAGCAGCAGGGUGUCUUCAUGGACAACGGAUCUGGUGGUUUUAUGUCUGACUUGACUUUCAACGGUGGUAACUACGGAAUGUUCCUGGGUAACCAACAGUUCACUACUCGUAAUUUGGUCUUCAACGACGUGCAGACUGCCAUCUUUAUGAACUGGAACUGGGCCUGGACUUUUAAGUCAGUCAGGAUCAACAACUGCGAGGUCGGGCUGAAUAUGUCUACCUCUCCUGCUAAUCAGACUGUUGGCUCCGUCUUGAUGCUGGACAGCAAGCUCACCAACACCCCCAUUGGUAUCGUCACUGCUUGGACCCAGAAGAGCAUCCCCGUUGGCGGUGGUGACUUGAUUUUGGAUAACGUGGACUUCUCUGGCUCCAAAGUUGCUGUGGCUGGUGUUGAUGGCGAGACCAUCCUGGCUGGUGGAUCAGUCGUCGAAAACUGGGUUCAGGGUAACACCUACACCCCGUCCAAAACGGUCAACAAGCGCGCCAGCCAGGCUGAGCCUGAACUGGUUAUCGUCGUUGAGACUGUUACGGAGACCAUUCUUGCAUGUCCCGCUUCCUAUGGCCUUCCCAGCGCCACCCUUGCUGGCAGUGAUGUUCCUGCCCCUGCAAGAACUGCAUCGCUCGGAUCCGCCCCCUCUCCUUCGCCCGCACCGGGUGCUGGUGCCGGCAGCGAUACGGAUCGCCUUAUUAACCCUCCUUCCAUUCCCGCACUGAACAGUGUCUUGUCUCUUCUCGGAGUAAGCACUUCAGAGGCUUUUGAUGUCCCCGAGCCUACUCCCGUAGCUGCUCCUUCCACCGAGGCCCCUGUCACUUCCGCGGUGCCUGUAGGGUCUUGGCCCUCCAGUGUUGUCUCGGUUCAGCAACCUUCUGUGUCUGUCACCUUCGCUGCUCCGCCUACUCAAACUUCUAGCAGUGGCUCUCAAGUUAGCCAGGUCCCCCAGUCCAGCAGCGAUAGCAGAACGGCCAAUUGUGGUGCCGUAGCUGCUGUUUCCUCUGCCCGCACGCAGAGCGCUCUGAAGACUGCUCCCAAGCCCGCCAGCCUGCUCAAAGGGGCCGCCAUCUUUGAGCGCUCCAAGCCUUUGUACGAGGAUGUCGCAGCCUCCUCCUUCGUUAGCGUCAAGUCUGCUGGCGCCAAGGGUGACGGAACCACUGACGACACCGAGGCUAUUCAGAAGAUCUUUGACAGCUACAAGGAUGGCCAGGUCAUCUACUUUGAUCAUGGUGCCUAUGUCAUCACCUCCACCAUCAAGGUUCCCAAGGACAUUAAGAUCACUGGUGAGAUCUGGCCCAUGCUUAUGGCCCACGGCGAGAAUUUCGCGGACCAAGAGAACCCCGUCCCUGUCUUCCAAGUCGGCCAAAAGGGUGACACCGGCUCUGUCGAAAUGAGCGACCUCAUUAUCACUACCAAGGGCCCAGCCCCGGGGGCUAUCCUGAUGGAGUGGAACGUUGCCGGCGCUUCCCAAGGCUCUGCCGGUAUGUGGGAUGUCCACUUCCGCAUCGGUGGCGCCGCUGGUACCAAGCUGCAGAGUGACACUUGCCCCAAGACCCCCAAGGAAAAGACGACCCCUAACAUGGAUUGUAUGGCCGCCUUCAUGCUCCUGCACAUUACCAAGACUGGUAGUGCUUAUCUCGAGAACAACUGGUUCUGGACCGCCGAUCACGAGCUUGACCUCAAGGAUCACAACCAGAUCAACGUCUACACCGGCCGUGGUGUACUCAUCGAGUCCCAAAAUCCCGUUUGGCUGUGGGGUACCUCCUCGGAGCACCACCAGCUGUACAACUACCAGGUCUCGAGUGCUAAGAACGUCUUCAUGGGCCUUAUCCAAUCCGAGACUCCAUACUACCAGUCCAACCCGACCUCGCUGACCCCCUUCACCCCACAAAAUUCCUGGAAUGACCCUGACUUUGCGAAUUGCAAGACCAACUCUUGCCGCAAGUCCUGGGGUCUGCGUGUUCUCAGCUCUUCGGACGUCUUCGUCUAUGGUGCCGGUCUCUACAGUUUUUUCGAGAACUACGCCCAGUCUUGUCUCAACUCAGAGGACUGCCAGGAGAACAUGGUCGAGGUCGACUGUUCGGAUGUCAAGCUGUAUGGUCUCAGCACGAAGGCUGCUGUGAACAUGGUUACCUCGUCCAGUGGUCGGUCUCUCGUCCCGCAGAAGCCGAACAAGAGCAACUUCUGCUCUACUAUCGCUCUCUUUGAACAGUCUGCUUAG